CAUGUUACCUGAUAAUUAGUUUAGCCAGACUACAUUUCCCGUGUGCUGACAAAACAAGUACUUCCUGUGUUUUUCUUCUUCGACAAAUGGGAGUGUAGUUGAAUUUGGUGUUUUUCCAGACCAGUUUGGUCUUUUCUUCAUUAAACAUUUAAGUUGAUUUUGGCAAUAAAGUAUGUUGGUUUUUUCCUAAUAUAUGGAUAAAUCUCUAAAACGUUGUUGGUCUCUGAAUCGUCUGUGGUGUUAAAUAUUGUCUAUUGGCCUCAGUAUAAUUGUAUCCCAGAUUCUGUGGAAGGCCAAAUAUGGAUAAGCGAUGCUAUGGUUGUGCUUCAAAGUUCACUCUCUUCAAAAAAGAGUUGGGCUGCAAAAACUGUGGACGCUCGUUUUGUUCAGGAUGUCUAAUGUUCAGUGCUUUGGUGCCACGCUACGGUAACACUCAACAAAAAGUGUGCAAGCAGUGCCAUGGAAAUUUAACAAGUGGUGGAAAACAGAAUGAUGCAUCAAGAUGGUCACCACCUGAAAACUAUAAAAAACGGGUCGCUGCCUUUGAAGCCAAACAGACUCAAAAGUCUCAACAGUCUCAAAAUGCAAGGGGAGCGAAUAAUAUACCAUCGUUCAUUUCAACAAGAGGUCUUAGUAAGGAGGACCAAGCAAUUGCACAAAGACUCCAGAAGCUGAAAGAGGAAACCAAACCAAAGUCAAUACCGUCUGAGAAAGAGAUAGAGUCUCGUCUUGCUGCACUGAAAGCUCCAGAUCAGCCAGUGCUUUCAACUCGAGAUAUGGAAGAACGUUUGGCUGUUUUACAAGGAAGACCACCUCCUUCUCAAGCUCCUCCCUCAGUUCACCAGCGGCCUGACACUAGGACUCAAACCGAACAGGCCAAUGACUUGAUCACGCAGAUGACAGAGGAAGUUGCCAUUGACAGAUCACAGUGCCCCGAUGCUGAUGACUCUGAAAGUCCAGUCACACCCCUAAACGAUCUGAACAAGCAAGCAAGCGGGACAGUGGAGGACAAUUUGGACGAUGAGCAGCUGUCACUCAAGCAGAUAGAGGACGAAAAGAGCCGUUUGCUGACAGAGGCUAUGGAUGAGUUGAAACGAGAGAAAAACAACCAAGAGCAGCUUCUUCAGGUAGCCAAGAGACUGUCUGUGCUCCAGGGACGAGACCCAGACAAAGUAACUAUCAAAGACUUAAAUCAACCUGACAGUGAUGAUGAGACUGAGGAGGAAGCAAUCGGCAGGAUUUUAAAAAGAAUCUCAGAAGAAACAGCUUUAGAUGAAGCCAGUGGUUAUAACAUCCCUCCAGAGCACAGUGGCCAAGAAAAGAAAGUAAAUCCCAAUUCCAAUAAAAAGCAGUCAUCUAAACCAAAGCCUCCUGCUGUCUCUGUGCACUGGGGUGCUGUGCAUGAUGAGGGUGAUGAUGAUGAGGAAGAAGACGAGCUGCCCUGGUGCUGUAUCUGUAAUCAGGAUGCCACCAUUCGGUGCCACACGUGUGACCAGGACCUGUACUGCAACCGGUGCUUUAGGGAAGGCCAUGAUGAAUAUGAUCGAAAAGAACACCGCACAUCCAGUUACACAGCCCCUAAGAAAAGCAAGAAGACGAAAGGUUCCUUAAAGCGAAGCUAAAGUGUGUCAUGAGCGACCCACAUGGUCGCAAUUGAUCACUUUCCCGGAAGCAAUGAGGAAAGCAUGAGGCCAGCCGUUGCACAUCAGCCUUUACCACAAGCUCAGGAUUGAACCAGAGACCCUGAAGCUGUGAGGCAUCAGCAGUUCACUCUACACCAACAAGCUGCCCUAGAAAUGUAUAAUAUACACCUUAAUUAAGGUUUGCGGGUCCUUCCUUAACAUGAAUAACAUCUUUACACACUCAUGGCUUCUGGACAGUUAUUUUCUCUAAACAUUCAGCUGAAUAUUUUGCCAUGCCUCUUGUAAAACUUGCCAGAGGUCUUCUUUGCUAGUUGAAUAUUACUUUCUGACAAUGCGAUCCAGUUUAUCUGAGAGCGGUUUAAUGGUAUGCAGGUGUGGACAGGCCAUUCCAUGAUAGAUAACACUCCAGCUGACUGUUUGCUUUGUAAGUGACACUUCUAGUGUGAGGCAGUCUGGUCAUUUCUGUUAGAGUAAAAAAUGUUUUCAAGUCA
Silurus meridionalis is the source of this 2134-nucleotide messenger RNA. It is a transcript of the gene zfyve19, whose product is annotated as zinc finger, FYVE domain containing 19. Gene Ontology annotation, biological process: mitotic cytokinesis checkpoint signaling; abscission. The transcript is spliced from 12 exons. Gene Ontology annotation, molecular function: phosphatidylinositol-3-phosphate binding; metal ion binding. The coding region runs from base 300 to 1622 and encodes 440 amino acids. Gene Ontology annotation, cellular component: centrosome; midbody; cleavage furrow. NCBI's taxonomy places the organism in Eukaryota, Metazoa, Chordata, Actinopteri, Siluriformes, Siluridae. The record is from RefSeq and is a predicted model, not a curated record.